AUGCCCAUUUCGCACUUCCGCCCUCAACUUGUCAAAAGCUCGACCAUGGCGCGCAUCGCGGCCAACGCCUCUGCUUCUCGCACUCUCCCACUUGUGCACGCCAGGAUGUUCUCGCACACCGGCCCAAAGAGCAAGGACCCCACCUUCUCUAACCAGGACAAGCUCCCCCGCCUCCCCGUCCCCAAGCUUGAGGACGCCGUUGAGGUUUACUUCAAGUCGCUCCAGCCCCUCCUUGAGCAAAAGUACUCUGCCGCCGAGCUGCCCAAAGAGAUUGAGAAGCGUCGCCUGAUUGUUAACGACUUUGCUGCCAAGGGCGGUAUCGGCCAUGCUCUCCACGAGCGUCUGACGGACCUCGACGAGAUUUCGCCCAACAACUGGCUCGAUGACACGCUCUGGCUCGCGCUCGCGUACCACACGUGGCGCGCCCCCAUGCUCGUCAACUCGAACUGGUUCCUCACCUUCCAGCCCGACCCCAAGGACGCCCCGCCCCCCACCGCCGAGGGCGCGUCCAACAACACUCCCCUCCCUCUCAAUGCCCUCCCUCUCUCCUCUGUCCCUGCCGGGUCGCAGGGUGGUGGUGAGGAGUGGGUCAAGUCUCACACCGACAAGUCGGACUACUACCAGCCGGUCGCGUACGAGGAGGUCACGAAGCAGGAGUGGAACACUCCCUGGCAGCUCCGCCGCGCGUCGUGGAUCAUCUCCCGCUUCGCCCAGUACCGCGCCAUGGUCGACCGCCAGCAGAUUGGCCCGGACAUCACCAAGGCUGGGCCUCUCGACAUGAACCAGUACAAGCUGCUGUUCAACAUCUCUCGCAUCCCUCUCCCUGGGACUGACGCGUUCUCGCGCCAGGACAACAAGGCUCGCCACGUCACUGUCCUCAUCAACGACUUUAUCUACUCGGUUGACGUCUUUGGGCAGCCGGGUACCGACGGCGUCGCCGACGCGCUUCCUCCAGCGGAGAUCGAGCGCCUCCUCCAGGAGGUCUCGGAGGACGCUCGCAAGCGCUCCGAGGAGGGCGAGGAGGCGUCCAUGGUCGGCGUCCUCACUGCCGACCACCGCGACACUUGGGCCGUCAACCGCGAGCGCAUCCUGCUCACCGACCCCAAGAACCGCGAGUCGUUUGACUGGAUCAACCGCUCGCUGAUCGCCGUCACUCUCGACCGCUACACCCUCCCCACUCUUCCCACCGAGGACCCAUUGCGUAUGGCCCCGAUCGACGCCCAGAUCCGCAACGCGUUCACGGGCAUCAACGGCGGCCGCAACCGUUGGUACGACAAGUGCCUGACCGUCGUCGUGGAGAACUCCGGCCGUGCCGCCGUCAUGGGCGAGCACUCGCCCAUUGACGCGCUCAUCCCCUCGUUUGUUAUUGACUAUGCGCUCGAGGAGGCCGUCGACGAGUCCAAGUACGAUGCGGCCCUUAACGACUCGGCCAACGGUUGGCUGCGCAACGACUUCGUCGUCGACGAGGAGAUGAAGGAGGAGAUUGUGGCGUGCGCUGGUCGUAACCAGGCGCUUAUCUCGGACAGCGACGUCAGCACCCUCUGGUGGGCCGAGUACGGCACCGACUGGAUCAAGAAGCAGGCCAAGAUGGCACCUGACGCCUUCAUCCAGCAGGUGCUUCAGCUCGCGUGGUACCGUGACCAGGGGUACGCCUCGGCAACUUACGAGACGGCCUCGACGCGCGCGUUCAAGCACGGACGGACAGACGUCAUCCGCUCGCUCACUCCCGAGUCGCGCGAGUUUGUCAAGGCGAUGCAGGACCCCACCGUGUCUGACGAGACCACGCACGCCUUGCUCCAGAAGGCGACUAUCGCCCACAACACAUUCACCAAGGAGUCGUCGAACGGCCAGGGCAUCGACCGCUAUUUCAUGGGCCUCAAGGUCCAGCUCCGCCCCGGAGAGACCCACCCCAUCUUUGAGGACGAGAUGUACUCGAAGUCGCAGGAGUGGAAGCUUUCCACUUCGGGCCUGUCGUCGGGUAUCCGUUUCAUGGCGACUGGCUUCGGCUCGGCCUGGCCUGAUGGGUACGGCCUCAACUACAUGGCCGGUCCCUUCCUCAUCAAGUUCGGCCUCGAGUCCAAGGUGUCGUGCGACGUGACCUCGACCGCACGCUUCAAGCACCGCAUUGCCCAGGCGUUCCGCGACCUGCGCGAGCUGUGCGAGAAGGUCGGUGGCGCGCAGAAGGAGGGCGACAAGGCCAAGCUCUAA
Messenger RNA from Cutaneotrichosporon cavernicola, 2208 nucleotides. RefSeq lists its product as uncharacterized. Gene Ontology annotation, molecular function: acyltransferase activity. NCBI's taxonomy places the organism in Eukaryota, Fungi, Basidiomycota, Tremellomycetes, Trichosporonales, Trichosporonaceae. The transcript is spliced from 3 exons. The record is from RefSeq and is a predicted model, not a curated record. Bases 1 to 2208 code for a protein of 735 amino acids.